UUUCUCCCCCUCCGUUGCUGCGGGAAGCAGCGAGGGAGCUGCAAAAAGUCAGUCAGUCAGAGGAAGGCGGUCAAGCGCCUGGCCCCUCCUGCCUUCUUCGUCGGGCGCUCUGGGAAACUUUUGGCGACUUCUGCCUUCCUGCAAGGCUUCUUCUUUCCCCCGCCCUUCUGACUUCACUGGCCGGGGCGGGGGGCGCCAAACCUGUGGCUCACGUUUCUCCCCGCUACUUUUGUUUUAGUUUACCAAGGGAGGCGAAGGCCCUUUUGGCAAGAGGGGUGGAGAUAUUGACUGGACUGGGAAGUCUUGGGUCAUCCCUGGGGUGGUAGGAGGGUUUCAGCCUUUUAGGAACGUCACGUCAGAACGCAGCCCGGCCCUGCGCGCGUGUUUACUUGCGAGUCGACGGGACUCGCCCCCUAGUAAGCGUGCAUUAUUAGGAGGAGCGCGGGACAGGGCGGACUUUGCGCUGCAAAUCCUAUAUGCGUGUCUGUUCAGCAGGGAGCCCCAUUGAGUUCACAUGAACUUGCCCUCAGGUAAGUGUGUCUAAGGGUUGCACUGCUGUUCUGUCAGCCGGUGCCUCCGGGGAUGAAAGUGGACCGAAAGGAAGUCUCACCCAGACCAUUUCAGGAGACAUUAAUCGGUGAGUCAGGGAUUGUUAGCUGGAUGGGUAGAUUCAGAAGUCAGGCGUGGUAGUAGUGAUGGCUACUAGACUCUCACAAUCUUUACUAUGUGGCUACAGUCUUGGCUAGGUGGUGUAAGAAUAGACCAGGAGGUCUAUAAGAAUGAGAAUAAUCCAGUGCUUGGUUUUACGAAAAACAUAAUACAAUCACUCUUGCAAGGGGAGUAGGGUUGUCAUCAUCUACGUGCUGAUUUAAAAAUUAAAAAAAUAUUUCCCUGUUGAAUAUCUAGAAGAUGCAGAGCCCCGAAGACUGUACUUUAAAAAACCCUGGCCAUGUUGCGAACCUAAAGAGCUGGCUUGCUGAAGCAGCCGGACAAUCUUGGAACAGUUCUUGGCUAACUGGGAUGGGAGAAGGGAGGUCAGUCUGUAGCUAUAGGGCUGGCACAGAGCUUUAAAGCUGCAGUUGCGGGUCUUGGCAUAAAUACGGAGGUUGGGUGAAUGCCUGGCAUCCUGGUGUGGCCUUUGAGUAAGGCAGUUACUUCCAUCAAGAAGAUACAGGGUUGAGGAAGGAGCUAUGGGGACUGCUUCAUCGUUGGUGAACCCAAUCGGCACAGUUGGGGAGGUGAUUGAAGACACGUAUGAGGGAGGUGGUGGUGAAGCUUGCGAGAUCCCCGUGGAGGUGAAGCCCAAAGCCCGCCUGCUGCGCAGCUCCUUCCGCCGUGUAGGGACGUCGCGGCCUGGAGGCCUCAUCGGAGCCAGCUUCAAGUCCACAGCGUCCGUACAGGAGUUGGAAUGCAUGGCAGAGUACGAGCGCCUGAAAAAGGAAUACGAGAUCUUCCGCAUCAGCAAGAACAACGAGGUGGCCUCUAUGAUGAAAAAGGAGAACAAGCUGGAUAAGGAGAACAAGCGGCUUCGGGCAGAGCUGCAGGCACUUCAGAAAACCUAUCAAAAGAUUCUCCGGGAGAAAGAAAGUGCUCUAGAGGCCAAAUAUCAAGCCAUGGAGAGAGCAGCUACAUUCGAACAUGACCGGGACAAAGUCAAGAGGCAGUUCAAGAUUUUUAGAGAAACCAAGGAAAAUGAAAUUCAGGAUUUACUGAGGGCUAAGCGGGAUCUGGAGGCAAAACUGCAGAGGCUGCAGGCUCAAGGCAUCCAAGUGUUUGAUCCUGAGGAGUCGGAUUCAGAUGACAGCUGCACUGAGGUUACCGCCACUGGAGCUCAGACGGAGUAUUGGACUGGUGGAGCUUUGGGAAGCGAGCCUUCCAUGGGCAGCAUGAUACAGCUUCAGCAGUCCUUCCGAGGCCCUGAGUUUGCACAUAGCUCCAUAGAUGUGGAAGGGCCAUUUGCAAAUGUCAACAGAGAUGACUGGGAUGCAGCUGUUGCCAGUUUAUUGCAGGUCACUCCCUUGUUUUCCCACUCUUUGUGGAGCAAUACAGUAAGGGUGUAUCUUAUCAGUACAGAAGAGACUCAGCAAGAAGUAGACAUCUUCAUACAGAAAUACUCUCCCAAACUUCGGAAAUAUUGUGAAACAAUGGAAUACUUCUUCCAAGCUGUCCAUUUUCCGGUAGAAACUGAAAGUGCUUUCCAGGCUGUGAGAAAAUGGGAAAUUGAGAAAAGCUCUUUAGCCAUUUUGUUCCUGCAUCUAAAUUUGCCAAGCUGCCUGCUGGAUGAGUGCGAAGAAGCCUUCUUGAAAAACCCUGAAGGGAAGCCCCGGCUUAUUUGCCACCGACUGGAAGAUGGACAAGUCAGUUCAGAUUCUGUGCAGCGAUUAGUUGAGCAAGUUCGUUAUGUGAACAAGACAAAGAUCAUCAGCCAUAUGGGAGGAGAAGAGGAAGGAGCCCGUGAAGUCUAUAAUUAUGUGGAAAAGACCAUAAAACAGGAUAUACUGGGCUGUGAAAUUACACAGCUGGAAAGGAAGGGUGCAACAGACAGUGCCGAGCCUUCCAUUCCCGAAGAGGAAAUUUUUGGAGACGUGCUGUGGGAUGCGCACGAUGAACAGGAACAGAUGGAGGCAUUCCAGCAGGCAUCCAGUUCAACUUCAGAGCUAGGAUUUGAGAAAUAUUACGAACGCCUGAAUGACUUGGUGGCAGCCCCAGCACCAAUCCCACCCCUUCUCGUGUCUGGAGGACCAGGCUCAGGAAAAUCUCUCCUUUUGUCAAAAUGGAUUCAGUUGCAACAGAAGCAUUCGCCAAAUACUCUCAUCCUAUAUCAUUUCGUUGGGAAACCUUUGUCUAGCAGUUCAGAGCCUGCGCUGAUUCUCAGACGUCUCACUUUAAAGCUUAUGCAGCAUUCCUGGUCAGUCUCACCUUUGACACUCGAUCCAGUAAAGCUAUUAGAAGAAUUUCCUCGUUGGCUGGAGAAACUUUCUGCUCACCACCAAGGUGGCAUUAUAAUAAUUAUUGACUCUAUUGAUCGGAUCCAGCAAGCUGAAAAGCAUAUGAAAUGGCUGAUUGACCCCCUGCCAGUGAAUGUGAGGGUUGUAGUGUCUGUGAAUGUUGAAACUUGUCCCCCAGCAUGGAGGUUGUGGCCAACCCUUCAUCUCGAUCCACUGAAUGCAAAGGAUGUGAAAUCUCUCAUUAAUGAAGAAUGCAGCUAUGCGGACCUGAAGCUGACAAAAGAACAGGAGAAGAAGCUUGAGAAACAUGGUCAUUCUGUUACAACUUGCAGUGCCCUGUAUGUUACUCUCUUGGGCAGAAUGAUGGCUGGUGCCGGAAGUGCAGAAGACAUCGACGUAAUCCUUCAGAGGUUUUUGCAGUGCCAAGACACAGUGUCGCUGUACAAGCUAGUUCUGAAUUCAGUCGAAGAAUCCUUGAAAAGUGAAAAAGACAAAAACCUCAUGAAAGAGAUACUUUGCCUCAUCAGUGUUAGUCACAACGGAGUCAGCGAAUCAGAACUGAUGGAACUAUGUCCUGCUCUCUCAUGGGAAGUGCUGGCCUCGUUAGUUUACAGUUUGCACAAGAUGUGCUUUUUGACGUACGGCUGUGGCUUGUUAAAGUUUCGGCACCUUCAGGCUUGGGAAACUGUCAAGCUGCAAUACAUGGAAGAAGGUCAGAAUGUUUUUGCUACUUUCAGAGAAAAACUCAUAGACUACUUCACCAUGCAACUAAGCGAAGAGAGAGUGACUUGGAGGAGUGCAGAUGAACUCCCCUGGUUGUUCCAGCAGCAAGGGGACAGGCAAAAGUUGCAGAAGUGCCUGCUGAAUCUCUUUGUGUCUCAGAACCUUUAUAAAAGGGGCCAUUUUGCAGAACUACUGAGUUACUGGCAGCUUCUUGGGAAAGAUAAGAGCUCCAUGGCGGUGGAGUAUUUUAGCUCCCUUAAACUUUACGAGCAAAGCUGCGAGGGGGAAGAAAGCAUGAUCUCUCUGGCUGAUCUUUAUGAGACUCUGGGGCGAUUUCUUAAAGACCUAGGUCUUCUCAGUCAGGCCAUUGCUCCUUUGCAGCGCUCACUGGAGAUUCGGGAGACUGCCCUUGACCCAGACCAUCCCAGAGUUGCCCAGUCACUCCAUCAGUUAGCCGGCGUUUAUGUGCAAUGGAAGAAGUAUGGUAAUGCUGAACAGUUGUAUAAGCAGGCUCUGGAAAUCUCCGAAAAUGCUUACGGGACCGAACAUCUCAGGGUCGCUCGUGAACUUGAUGCUCUCGCAAUGUUGUAUCAGAAACAGAACAAAUACGAACAAGCUGAACAUCUAAGGAAAAAAUCCUUAAAAAUUCAGCAAAAAGCUGUGAGACGUAAAGGAAGCCUGUAUGGAUUUGCUCUUCUUCGCCAACGAGCCCUGCAGCUAGAAGAACUCACUUUGGGAAAAGAUACGUCUGAUAAUGCUCGGACGCUUAACGAGCUCGGAGUUCUCUACUACCUCCAAAAUAAUCUUGAGACAGCAGAGCUUUUCCUCAAACGCUCCCUGGAAAUGAGAGAGCGGGUUCUCGGCUCUGACCACCCAGACUGUGCCCAGUCUUUGAAUAAUCUAGCAGCCCUCAGCAACGAGAAGAAGAACUACGACAAGGCAGAGGAGCUGUACGAAAGGGCCCUGAACAUCAGGAAGCGAGCGCUGGCCCCAGAUCACCCGUCUCUGGCUUACACAGUGAAACACCUUGCUGUGCUCUACAAGAAGAUGGGAAAGCUUGACAAAGCUGUUCCUCUGUAUGAGUUGGCUGUUGAAAUCAGGCAGAAAUCUUUUGGUCCACAGCACCCGAGUGUGGCCACCGCUUUAGUGAACUUAGCAGUUCUUUACUGUCAGAUGAAAAAACACUCUGAAGCCUUGCCUCUUUACGAACGCGCGCUGAAAAUUUAUGAAGACAGCUUUGGGCGGAUGCAUCCUCGUGUAGGAGAAACAUUAAAGAAUUUGGCUGUGCUUAGCUAUGAAGGAGGAGAUUUUGAGAAGGCUGCCGAGCUCUAUAAGAGAGCCAUGGAAAUCAAAGAAGCAGAGACUUUGUUGAUGGGUGGCAAGGCAGCGUCCCGUCAUUCAUCCAGUGGAGACACCCUCAGUUUGAAGAGUGCUUUCUCUCCCAAUGUUUUUUUGCAACAUGGACAAAGGUGAUGACUAGGUAAAAAGGUAAAGGACCCCUGGACGGUGAAGCCCAGUCAAAGGCAACUAUGGGGUGCAGUGCUCAUCUCGCUUUCAGGCCGAGGGAGCCGGCGUUCGUCCAGACAGCUUUCCAGGUCAUGUGGCCAGCAUGACUAAACAGCUUCUGGCGCAAUGGGACACCACAACAGAAACCAGAGCGCAUGGAAAUGCCUUUUACAUUCUCGCCACACCUAUUUAUCUACUUGCACUGGUAUGCUUUUGAACUGCUAGGUUGGCAGGAGCUGGGACAGAACAAUGUGAGCUCACCCCGCCGUGGGGAUUCGAACCGCUUACCUUCCGAUCGGCAAGCCCAGGAGGCUGUGGUUUAGACCACAGCACCACCCGCGUCAAAUGGGUAUGUUUGAAUAAGAGGAUGGCAGUGCCCUGAACACUUUUUUUUCAGUAUUGCUGAAUGUUUUGCAGACUGUUCCACACAGUUAAAAAGUAGUUUUAGUUAUAUUGACACUCCUGUCCUGCAUACAUUACAUGGAUUUAAGUCCCACUGAUUAUAGGGACAGGUACAUAUAUAAUCUAUAAUGCCUUUCUUAGGUGCAGAGUCUUUCCAGCAAGAGAAAGGAGGCCAAGGUGAAACAGUAAAGAUAGAGGUGCAGAAAGAUGGAGGUUCUUGAUUUUAGCAAAAAGCAGGGAGAUGCUUCCUGAUUGGGGCAAAAAGCUAAGUUGCAUGUCUCCCUUAUUUCCAGCCAAGGUGAGUUAUCUUCCACAAAAGGAACAGAAGCUUCCCCUUGUUUUAAACUCACUGAACUCAAACUGUCUUUUGUCCUGCUGUUUACAGAGGAAAGCCAACUUCAAACUGGGUUUUAUGAUGUUCAUUUGUUUCAAUAGACCAUAGUUAAGCUUAACCCAAAAUUUUGAUUUGGACACAACACAAUUGAAAGCGAUUGGCUGCACUAGAGAAGAUAGAGAGUACACAGCCCCAAGGCUUAUUCGUGUUACAUAUUAAUCCUUGACCAGGUAUAAAUGAUUUGUUGGAACUGAGCUGCCAGUCUGUAAUGUGUUUUCCUACCUCUGUUGGAUUUAAUGCGACUCUACAGUCAGAGCUUUUGAUACCAGGCAGAGGGCCUUCUCGGUAGUGGCGCCCACCAUGUGGAAGGCCCUCCCAACACAUGUCAAAGGAAAUAAACAACUAUCUGACUUUUAGGAGACAUCUGAAA
Zootoca vivipara (common lizard) is the source of this 6343-nucleotide messenger RNA. It is a transcript of the gene NPHP3, whose product is annotated as nephrocystin 3. The record is from RefSeq and is a predicted model, not a curated record. Lineage: Eukaryota; Metazoa; Chordata; Lepidosauria; Squamata; Lacertidae. Gene Ontology annotation, cellular component: ciliary base; ciliary inversin compartment. Gene Ontology annotation, molecular function: protein binding. Gene Ontology annotation, biological process: kidney morphogenesis; determination of left/right symmetry; convergent extension.